This is a messenger RNA of Penicillium salamii, 1332 nucleotides long. The record is from the annotation of a GenBank genome assembly. NCBI's taxonomy places the organism in Eukaryota, Fungi, Ascomycota, Eurotiomycetes, Eurotiales, Aspergillaceae.
AUGUCUGAAAGACGAUCUCUUCCCACGGCGUUUCCGGAGCAGGAAACUGAUGCACUGAGAAUCAGCAACGACCUCUCUGCUGGUCCCAAGCCCAUUAUCACCCCAAAUGAUGAGUCUUCUCGUGUUCUCAUCAUCGGCGGUGGAGUGGCAGGCCUGACUACCGCAUGGUUCCUUCUGGAUAGCGGAUAUCACGUCACUAUCGUUUCCAAAGAGUGGGCGAGCUAUGAUGAAGGACCGCGCCUGACUUCUCAGGUCGCUGGUGCACUCUGGGAGCUUCCUCCUGGUGGAUGUGGGCCACAGGCUAUUGGAGAUAAGCUUCCUAUGGUACAGAAAUGGGCACUUGAAAGCUUGGAGGUGUAUCGUGCAAUCGCAGCAGAUCAAACCCUCAGGGAGGCGUACGGACUAAAGAUGAGAAAGUUUACUGCAUUUCACACCAACUCGCUUCAUGAGGAUGCAAUCAAAGCAGACAAAAUCCAGUUCAUCAAGGGUACCAGACUGGAAGGGUUCUCACAGGGAACCCAUCUCUUCGACAAGUAUGGGGUUAAUACUAACUGCCAUGGAGGACUAGUUGAUGCCUAUGAGCAUGAUGCCCCAGUCAUUGAUUCCGACGUUGCAAUGUCAUUUCUUAUGAGACUUGUCCAAAGCAAGGGUGCUAGGUUGGUAACGGAUAUAAUUCAUGGAGAUAUUGUCAACCAGGAAGACUCCUUGCUACAUCUCUACAAGGCAGAUGCCAUUGUGAAUGCUACAGGCGUUUGGGCGAGAGAGGCAGCUGCAGACGAAAACGUUUAUCCUCUACGAGGUGGGAUGUUGCGCAUGAUCAACGAUGGCACAGACUUCCCGAAGGUCGAGAACGCUAUGGUUGUUUCAACUGAGACAAGACAUAAUGGUAAUUUUCACGACAUGGCCGUUCUUAUUCCACGCAAUGACAAUAUUCUACUUUUGGGUUCUAUUCUGAACCAAAAAUCCUGGUGCUUGGACCUAUCUCCGACAUGUGAAACAAUCAAGGACAUGCGAGAGCGAUGUGAGGCUUUACUACCUGCGCUAAAGAAUGCUCGCCUGGAUCCCAAAUACCCUCUGUCUCAAGGCCGACGACCUAUGAGGAUAGGUUCCGUCCGGGUAGAGCGCGAUCAGCGAAAGACCUGCCAAGGCCAAUGGAGCCGCACCGUCCACUCCUACGGUCACGCGGCAGCGGGAUGGUCAUUGGCGUUUGGGUCUGCACGACAGGUAUUACGCCUUCUCGACGACCUUUUUGACAAGAAAGGGCCAGGAUUGGUGUAUAGAAACAAGCAGGGCGUAUAUGGCCAGAAACACGGCACCAAGGCCAAAUUGUGA